AUGCCAAGCCCCCCCCCUGAAAUGGUCAACAUCCUCUCCCACUUGAGGUUCGGAGAGCUGGAUGAAGACCUGACUGGCCUAAGCAACUCCAACGUUCUCACCACCCAAGCCGCCGAGAUGCUCGAAGCGGAGACCACUUCUCACACUGAACGUCUCUUUCUUACCCUUCUACUGGGCAUGGUCAACCAAAACGCCAUUCUGCAAAGACAGAUCGAAGGACUCAAGGACGACUUCGAAGAAGUCAUGACCAAACACUCCAACCUGAACACGACAAUCACCAACCGCCUCGAACGAAUCGAAGGCCGCCUCCCCGCGCCCCCCCCAAAUCCAGCCCCCAAACAGGACGCUAGGAACACCCCCCAAAACCAAAACGCCCACGCCCCCGCCAAAUCUUACCUACAGGCGGCCCAAGAGAACCUCCGACAGUGGGAAACUGCCCCUAAGCGAGGACGCAACAAAAUACAUGCCCUCCCCCAGACCCCGAAGGGCGCUGCAACCUUCCCAGCAUCCCAACGCCGCUUCUUUGCCACCAGGUCAUCUCCAACCCCCGUCAACGCAGCUGAGCAAGUAGCAGCAGAGCUAUCCGUGGAGUUCGGCCGGCUCCUCGCCCGCAGCAAACAAGUCGCUCCCGUCACAGCCCUUACAGUCUCAAUCAGUGCGAGAGGAACUAUCACGGUCCUCCCCCCUCCCACCGUCCCAUCCACGACCUACACCCACUGGUUUGAAGCCAUGACCGCUGUUGUGAACAACAAAAUAGGCACCCCAGAAAACCCUUACUCCACCUUCCGCCCGGCCCCGACAGAUGUCGAUAUUGCCAUAUACAGCAUCCCACUCUUUGCAGUCCCAGACAAAGAAACCCUGGACAACACCUUCCCAGAAGCCUUCAGCCUAGCCUCCGGAAUUACCCCCAUCGCCACACGCUUCCUGAACAAGGACGACGCCUCCCGAAAUGCGAAAGCCACAUCCACAGUUGUCGUCACAGUCUCCUCUACUGACGCUGCCUCAAUUGGCGACUCAAUCCGCCUAUUCUCCAAACCUCGCCGCUACGUACCCAUGUGGUCAGCCUCACCCACAACGCAAUGCAAGAGAUGUUGGAAAUUCGGCCAUGCCCUUAAGGGAUGUCGAGAACUUUUCGUGAAAUGCCCAAUCUGCACCAAAGACCAUGACCGCCGCGGUCACCGGUGCGUAAUCUAUACCUGCCCCGGAUUCCAAACACCGACUCCCUCAUGCUGCGCAGUCUCACCGGCCAAAUCCGCAAACUGCGGCGGCAACCACGCCGCCGACUCCAAGUCAUGCCCCACAUACUUAGCCAUCAUCAACAGGAAUAAGACCACGCCGCCCCUCCCCCCUGCGGAAUCCUUCACGGCCAUGGACAUCAAACCCGAAAACGAUGCCUCCCCCAGUAACCCCAGUACAAAUACAGUCUCCACACCCACCACACCCGCCCCCCUCACAACCCAAUCAUAA
Messenger RNA from Morchella sextelata, 1467 nucleotides. RefSeq lists its product as uncharacterized. The transcript has 2 exons. The record is from RefSeq and is a predicted model, not a curated record. Bases 1 to 1467 code for a protein of 488 amino acids. NCBI's taxonomy places the organism in Eukaryota, Fungi, Ascomycota, Pezizomycetes, Pezizales, Morchellaceae.